AUGGCCUCACCGAUGAGAUGUCUCCGGACAAUUAGCAAGACAUCCAGUCUCCUCCAAUACCCAUCCAGACAGCUCAUCAUCCCUGCCCGUAAACCAACCGAAGACUCCAAUCUAGACAGACAGUCGCUGCACCCCGAGCGCGCGGAGACCGCUCUAUCCGGCACAGACAACGAAGUAGGAGACCACCAAUCCUCCUACGACCCAUCCAUAACCACCCCAGAAGGCGAAUUCAAGCUGCUGGAAGAUGAAUGCCGCCUGGACGGGAGUAUAGAUCCGCUGUUCGUCAGUCCGGCGAACAGGGAGUAUAGUCGGCUCAGUCCGAUGAUGGAGAUGAUUCACUACGUGGAGAAACGCGAUCCGAGUGCGAAGGGGUGGACGAGGAAGCAUAAGGAGGUUCGGAUAAGGGGCUUGGGGGAUAGUGAGUUUGAUCCGUAUGUGAGGCUUUUACGUGGGUUGAGGGAGAUUCAGAAAAGAUCGAAUGGGAAGAGUAGUUCUAGUCCGGCUCCGUUUUGA
Messenger RNA from Aspergillus wentii DTO 134E9, 513 nucleotides. RefSeq lists its product as uncharacterized. The record is from RefSeq and is a predicted model, not a curated record. The transcript is spliced from 2 exons. The coding region runs from base 1 to 513 and encodes 170 amino acids. NCBI's taxonomy places the organism in Eukaryota, Fungi, Ascomycota, Eurotiomycetes, Eurotiales, Aspergillaceae.